Messenger RNA from Haemonchus placei, 222 nucleotides. NCBI's taxonomy places the organism in Eukaryota, Metazoa, Nematoda, Chromadorea, Rhabditida, Trichostrongylidae. The record is from the annotation of a GenBank genome assembly.
AUGGCUCGAAAAUUUUGUAUGAAAGCUUUCACAGUGGACAGCUAACUGAUAUUUCGUUCUGAACAUCAUUUGACAUACUGGACAGAAGAUUGUUUCUGGUGCAGGGGAACUCGCCCUUAAUGAAUCGUCCUCUGAGGCGUUUGGGUGAUACGUCUGUAUAUGUACAUCCAUAACCGUGGCUGUGAAGCACACAAAGCGACAUUUUCCGCAAGUGUAAUAUAG